AUGACCGCGGGGACUGUGGUCAUCACCGGCGGAAUAUUAGCAACUGUCAUACUACUGUGCAUUAUAGCUGUUCUCUGCUACUGCAGGCUCCAGUACUAUUGUUGCAAGAAGGAUGAGUCGGAAGAGGACGGUGACGAGCCCGACUUCCCUACAGAUUCGCAUAUCCCCCCCCUGCACUGCAACCGCAACGUGGCUCUGACCAACGGCCCUUCCUUGUACCGCUCCCCCUACAAGAAGCCCUCCCAGUCCCGGACUGGCUGCCCCAACUGCUCCCAGUAUGAGCCUCCAACGUUCUUCCUGCAGGAGCCCGAAGAGGAGGUCCGCAAUGGGGGCGACCUGGUCAACUACAAGGCCAUCAGCCAAGAAGACCUGGAGCUGCCCAUCGGCUUGAGCGGCGGCCUCCAGGCCCUCAACCCCAACCGACUCUCCGCCAUGCGUGAAGCCUUUUCCCGCAGCCGCAGCAUCAGCACGGAUGUCUGA
Messenger RNA from Protobothrops mucrosquamatus (brown spotted pit viper), 480 nucleotides. It is a transcript of the gene FAM163B, whose product is annotated as family with sequence similarity 163 member B. Bases 1 to 480 code for a protein of 159 amino acids. The transcript is spliced from 2 exons. Lineage: Eukaryota; Metazoa; Chordata; Lepidosauria; Squamata; Viperidae. The record is from RefSeq and is a predicted model, not a curated record.